AUGUUCCUCUGGCCUACUGUCACUGGAGCGCAGGUCCUGUGGUCUUUCUCAUGCCGAGAGCUCAUCUCCACCUGCGGGGCUGCCAGCACCUCUAGUCCCUCCAGCGCAGGCCAUUCACUCGGGGCUCCUGGCCUUGAAUGUUCCUGGCUCUACUCCUUUGGCUUCUCCUCACACACCUACGAGGACACCUGCUCCUUCUCCUUGUCAGCCACCACCUCCGUCUCCUACAUAAUGUCUUCCACCAGCAGCUGGAGCCAGCAGCAGCACGAUCCCCGCCAAUUCUGCCCCCUCCAGGUCUGUGACUUCCACACAGCCUCCACCCUGAAUAAGGUGACCUCCUCGCCUAGUACGUCCCCUGGUGCCUGCAACGUCCCUGAUGACCCCACGGUGCGGGCAGGCCGCAGGGACCCUGCCCCCUGA
Rangifer tarandus platyrhynchus (Svalbard reindeer) is the source of this 420-nucleotide messenger RNA. NCBI's taxonomy places the organism in Eukaryota, Metazoa, Chordata, Mammalia, Artiodactyla, Cervidae. The record is from the annotation of a GenBank genome assembly.